Branchiostoma floridae (Florida lancelet) is the source of this 1154-nucleotide messenger RNA. Its product is annotated as matrix metalloproteinase-19-like. The record is from RefSeq and is a predicted model, not a curated record. Gene Ontology annotation, cellular component: extracellular matrix. Gene Ontology annotation, biological process: extracellular matrix organization; collagen catabolic process; proteolysis. Gene Ontology annotation, molecular function: metalloendopeptidase activity; zinc ion binding. NCBI's taxonomy places the organism in Eukaryota, Metazoa, Chordata, Leptocardii, Amphioxiformes, Branchiostomatidae.
GGCCAGAUAACCAAACAAUGACGAGAUGUCCUACGCAAACUUACCGGUCAAUUAUUCUGACAACAACUGUCUCAACAUUCCUUAUUAGGACGGGAGUUCCUCUUUAAUGACUCGCAUUAAGAUAUAAAAGUCGCUCUUCUUGUAGAUUUCAUCAGUUUAUUUGCGGAGAGCCUAGAGCGGGUCGCAGAGGGCAGAACUUCAACCACCGACUUUGAGGAAAGUUACUUUUCAGUAAGCAAGUUAGAUCUGCGGUCAGAGAGGUGAACUUUAGACUUACAGGGAGACCAGACCGCGUGGUAAACAGACAGGGAAGAUGGCCAAGCUGGCGAGUUGGGUAGUUUUAGUUCUAGUCGCAGUUUUGGAGAGAGAAAGCGGGAACGCUGCGCCAGUCACCGAGAGAGUCACCAACUUUAGUCAAGAAGACGACCCAUUGAGUUACCUGGUGCAGUUUGGCUACGUGGAGAAACCAGCAGACGGCAGACUGUCCAGUAUACGGCAGGGCAGUCUCACUCAGGCAGUCAAAGAUUUCCAGCGUUUCGCGCAGCUGCCAGAGACCGGUUUGUUGGACGACAAGACUGUCGAGAUGAUGAGGAAGCCUCGUUGUGGUGUCCGUGACGUCACCCCAUCAGAGCGCCUGCGCAGAGACACGGGGUUACAGAUCACCAGAAGCAAGAGAUACGCUUUUGCAGGAGACUACCGUUGGAAGAAGAAUGACCUGACUUACCGGAUAUGGAACUAUACGCCUGACCUUUCACCUUCCCAGGUCAGGGAGGCCAUCAGACGGGGCUUCCAGGUGUGGAGUGACGUCACACCCCUCAGGUUCCGCGAGACCACCAGUUCGAACGCGGAUAUCAACAUCCAGUUCUCACGGUUCGACCACAGGGACGGGUACCCGUUCGACGGCAGAGGUGGUACUCUCGCCCACGCGUUUUACCCCGAAGAUGGCCGAACGCACUUCGACGAUGACGAACAGUGGACGGACGGGAUGUACGCCGGGACCAACCUGUUCAUCGUUACUGCGCACGAGAUCGGCCACGCCCUGGGACUGGCUCACUCCUCGUACCCAGGGGCGCUCAUGGCCCCGUUCUACCAAGGGUACGACCCGGACUUCAAGCUCCCCGUGGACGAUACACGCGGCAUUCAGCAACUGUAUG